Molecule: messenger RNA, 990 nt
Organism: Benincasa hispida (wax gourd)
Lineage: Eukaryota; Viridiplantae; Streptophyta; Magnoliopsida; Cucurbitales; Cucurbitaceae
Source: RefSeq, a predicted model, not a curated record
AUGGUAACCGACCUAUCUGAAGACUUUCGAUCGGCCCUGGAUGUCGUCAGAGCCGAGAUAGCGGAUGUGAGAGCGAGGGUGAAUCUCACCAUCCGAGCGGUAGGGAACCAAGCCCCACCUGGGGGCGCAGUGGCAGUAAGCCGAAUAAAAAUCCCAGAACCAAAACCCUUCUGUGGGGUGCGAGAAGCGAAAGCCCUGGAAAAUUUUAUCUUCGACCUUGAACAAUACUUCAAGGCGACGAACACAGUGACUGAAGAGUCGAAAGUCACAAUAGCAACGAUGCAUCUAAUUGAAGAUGCAAAACUGUGGUGGAGAUCACGAUUUACAGACAUACAGGAAGGACGUUGCACUAUUGAUACUUGGGAUAGAUUGAAACAAGAACUUCGUUCGCAGUUCUUCCCUGAAAAUGUUGAGAUCUUGGCUCGACGAAAACUCAGAGAGCUAAAGCAAACAAGUAACAUCAGGGACUACGUAAAACAGUUUGCAGGACUCAUGUUGGACAUACGAGAUAUGUCCGAAAAAGACAAGGUCUUUUGCUUUGUGGAGGGGCUGAAACCGUGGGCAAAAGCAAAACUAUAUGAACAGAGAGUACAGAAUCUCCCCUCUGCCUAUGCGGCAGCUGAACGACUAUACGACCUUAGCACUGACUCACGAGAUGUGAGGAAGCAAUCAACUUCCUCAAAUGAGGAAAACAGAAACAGCCGUUCCAGCCCUCCCAGGCCUGGGGAGGAGAACAAGAACACAGGGGGACCGAAAUCAUCCCAACCGAGAUCAGGAAACAACUGGCGGGGGCCGAACAGCAUAACAAUUACAAUCGCCCCCUGUCUUGUUUCAUAUGUAGAGGGCCACACAGGGCGCGUGAAUGUCCAAAUCAACCGCGUUCAGUGCUUUUCAAGCCACAUUAGCCUCUACCUCCGGAAACGAGGUCGAACUAAGGAGACGGUAACCGAGCCAGCGGCAGAAAUUGAAAUCCCAGGAUGGGGGCAUUGA